Trichoderma aggressivum f. europaeum is the source of this 1098-nucleotide messenger RNA. Its product is annotated as transcriptional regulator family: Fungal Specific TF. Bases 1 to 1098 code for a protein of 365 amino acids. Lineage: Eukaryota; Fungi; Ascomycota; Sordariomycetes; Hypocreales; Hypocreaceae. The transcript has 3 exons. The record is from RefSeq and is a predicted model, not a curated record.
AUGCUUCAAUUGCAAGCGGAGAAGAGUCAAGUGCAACGAAUUGCGGCCGUCUUGUUCGCCGUGCUGUCGUCUCGGCUUGAAUUGCAGCUAUCCGACACCGGCUCCGUCGUCGCCCACAUCCUCCUCGUCUUCACUUGCUCCGCGUGCCGCUUUAUCAGGUCUCGCGCUGGAAGAUUUGCGCUUCUACCACCAGUUUCUGCUGUCGGCUUUUCCAACACUGCCUUUAAAAGGCAAAGAUGUCUGGAUGGAUGCUGCCGCCAUGUCACACCAGGUGAGAUUCCCUCCUAUGACUAUCUUGCACAUGCUGUUCUAGGCCUCGGAGCUUCGCAUCUGUCACAACACGGCAACGUUGACUAUACGUCGCAAGCCUUGCAGCAUCGCGUCACUGCCAUGAAGCUUGUUAAUGAACAGCUUGAUCAUCCGCCAACAAAGCCUGCCGAUCAGGAUGCGCUGCUCGCGGCGGUGAUAUGCCUCGUUACCCAAUCGUCACUUAUGCCGGAUAGCAUGAUUGACUAUAUUACAACAACAAGAGGCGGCAACUUGGUCGCAUCCACCAUCAUUACAGACUAUGAAAAGUCCAUCUUCAAGUAUUUUACGCCCAUGGAACAUGAUCGAUCCCUAGAGAGGCUCAUUAGCGAGCAGCCAAGGAAUUUUGAAGCCAUCGAGGGCUUUCUAGCAUCCGCACGGCGAUUAAUGCCGUUGUGCCAGAAGCCUACCGAGAUCUCAUAUUGUGAAUGCAUGAUAAGAUGCAUCGAUAAUUUACGCACCUCUUGUCUAGACGCUUGGAGAGAGUUUGUCAUCUUAUUCAUCUUGCCGACUACUUUCAACAAUCAAGACUUUAUGGAGUUUGUUGAUUACGAAAACCACACAGGUCAUCUCCUGAUCAUCCACAUGUUCCUUUUGGACUAUGUGCUUGGCAAUGCCUGCCUCUCCAAAUCUGACGAGCCCGAAUAUCCCGGGAGGAAAUUCGUCAUCAUCAACUGGAUGAGGGAUUUGGCCCGCAGAUUACCGUCCCUUUAUGAAGAGUACACCGAAUGGCCACUGGAGUACUGCAGUGUUUUGGCUGAGAGAGAUGCGCGGUAUCUCCUCAGCCCGUGA